AUGCCAAAAGCACACAAAUCGCCUGGCGGCGUGCGCGACCAGCGACACAACCCUCUUGCCGAAGAAUAUGCCCCGACGGACCCAUGGAAGAACAAGCCCGCAAAGCGCCAAAAGCGCAACAGGGACGACAAGGACGAGGAUCAAGCCUUUGUAGACUCCAAGAGCUCGCGCAAGAUAUUGGAGAUUGGCCGCGAACUCGAAGAGGAAGACGAGAAAGAGAGCCAGGCACGGCGACCGCGCGAAGCCAACCCCGCCUUCGACUUCGACACGCGGUUGGGCGAGGACGACGUAGCGGUAGAAGAGGUGGCACAGUUAGACGACGACGAUGAGGCAUGGGGCGAGGAUGAAGACGAGGUCGAGGAGCUGGAGAUUGAUGCAAAUGACCUAGCGGCGUGGAACAAGUUCAUACCCACAGACGACAAUCCCAUUGUGUGGCCAGGCGAAGAAGCACAGCCGUCGGGACCGGGUACAGAUCUCGCAGCCCUAAUCCUUGAGAAGAUUGCUGCACAUGAAGCUGGAGGAGGCCAGGUACAGCCAGAUAUCAUGGGCGGUGGUGCUCCGGAAGACGCCAUCGAGCUGCCCGCCAAGGUCGUCGAAGUAUACUCAAAGAUUGGCCUGAUCAUGUCACGCUACAAGUCCGGCAAGCUCCCCAAACCUUUCAAGAUACUCCCCACAAUGCCCCCCUGGGAAACGCUGCUCGCCAUAACACGGCCCGAGAACUGGACGCCAAACGCCAUGUUCGCUGCCACACGCAUUUUCAUCUCUGGCAAACCACAAACCGCACAAAUCUUUCUCAACACUGUCCUGUUACCCUGUGUACAAGAGAACAUCCGGGAAACACACAAAUUGAACGUACACUUGUAUAAUGCACUCAAGAAGGCACUGUACAAACCGAGUGCCUUCUUCAAGGGCGUCGUGUUCCCGAUGCUUGCCGAUGGCUAUGCUACACAGCGAGAGGCAGUCAUUAUUGCUUCGGUCGUAGCCAAAGUCUCGGUACCUGUUCUGCACUCAGCCGCGGCGUUGCAUCGCCUAUGUGAAAUUGCCGCCGAGCAAAUGUCGUCGGAUCCUGAUGCCGCAGGGCCUGUCAAUAUCUUUAUCAAGACCCUUCUAGAGAAGAAAUACGCGCUCCCAUACAAAGUCGUCGACGCGGUGGUGUUCCACUUUCUGCGAUUCCGAGCCGUUGGCGGAAGUGCGGAUGCGAUGGAUACUGAGAGUGUAGCCGGGGACCUGGGUGGAAUGGGCAAGUUGCCGGUUAUCUGGCAUCAGUGUCUCCUGGCGUUUGCACAGAGGUAUCGAAAUGAUAUUACGGAGGAUCAGCGAGAAGCGCUGCUGGAUUUGCUGCUGACGCGAGGCCACAAGAGCAUUAGCUCGGAGGUGAGGCGGGAACUGCUCGAGGGAAGGGGACGGGGCGUGAUGCUAGAGCCCCCUACUGUGGGCAUGGAUGGGGACGACACGAUGGUCAUGGGUUAG
Messenger RNA from Cucurbitaria berberidis CBS 394.84, 1470 nucleotides. RefSeq names its product bystin. The record is from RefSeq and is a predicted model, not a curated record. Lineage: Eukaryota; Fungi; Ascomycota; Dothideomycetes; Pleosporales; Cucurbitariaceae. Gene Ontology annotation, biological process: rRNA processing. The transcript has 2 exons. Gene Ontology annotation, molecular function: snoRNA binding. Gene Ontology annotation, cellular component: preribosome, small subunit precursor; cytoplasm; nucleolus. The coding region runs from base 1 to 1470 and encodes 489 amino acids.